AUGUCGAAUCUCACCAACAGCUCACCAGCCGACGAGUUCGAGCUUUACGACCUCCGAGUUGAGGUCGUCUGCCCAGAGGGCGGGAGAAUUCUCUGUGGUGCUAAGCCAGGAGACCAUUUCACCCUGCAGGGUGAGAUGAUGUAUCUGCCGCCGGACCAGGGGGUGAGCAUAUAUAGUCUCUCGGCGGUGCUGCCUCUCCUUGCGGCGAAACAGAGAAUGACGCAUGCCCACGACUGGAUGAGCACCGAUGCUUUGAUCGCGUGCCCAGAUCCGAACUGCAAGUCUCAGUUGAAGAUUAUCCGGACGGGGAUUCGCAAGUUCAGCCAUGCGGUAACCACUGUUGUGGGCUUGGAAGGGAAUUCGUAG
Pseudomassariella vexata is the source of this 366-nucleotide messenger RNA. RefSeq lists its product as uncharacterized. The coding region runs from base 1 to 366 and encodes 121 amino acids. The transcript has 2 exons. NCBI's taxonomy places the organism in Eukaryota, Fungi, Ascomycota, Sordariomycetes, Amphisphaeriales, Pseudomassariaceae. The record is from RefSeq and is a predicted model, not a curated record.